Molecule: messenger RNA, 3625 nt
Organism: Gigantopelta aegis
Lineage: Eukaryota; Metazoa; Mollusca; Gastropoda; Neomphalida; Peltospiridae
Product: T-box transcription factor TBX2-like
Exons: 6
Coding region: 515-2668 (717 amino acids)
Biological process (GO): cell fate specification; positive regulation of DNA-templated transcription; regulation of transcription by RNA polymerase II
Cellular component (GO): nucleus
Molecular function (GO): RNA polymerase II cis-regulatory region sequence-specific DNA binding; DNA-binding transcription factor activity, RNA polymerase II-specific
Source: RefSeq, a predicted model, not a curated record
GACAGGCAAACACAAAAACCGCCUAUAUUGUCUGUUGUGAAUACGAUGAUUCUGCGGCUGCUUUACGUUCAAUAUGGUCUCAGCUGGAAGCCUCUUGUCCGUACAGAAUUUAAAGAAGUCGGAGGACAAAAAAUAAAUGCGUUGCGUUUUAUGAAAAAUAACAAAUUAAUUACGGCGAAGUGCCUAGGUGUGUAAGAGUUAUUUAUUUCUGUGGCACUGGGGAGGCUUAUUUGACGAGAAACUGAUGUGAUACAGCCGUGACCGUGCACUCGGAUGACACUUGUAAUCUUUUACAAAAACGUCACCGGAAUCCCGCCUCGUUUCUCGCCGGGGUAAGCCCUCGUAUGCAUGACGCGACGAUCCCAGCCAGCCAAUCACAGCCGGCCUCUCAUAAUCAUUAUCUCCCCCGUGUUAGAGCAUAUUGAAGCGAAUUGUCAAGCUCACGGGAUCUACUAUUCGACUGAAACCCUGGCCAAUUUUUUAAAAAUAUAUUUCGUAGUAGCGUCUGGACUUGAUGAUUUUCCCCAGUUCCAGCCGGGACCAAAGCGCCAUGGCUUUUAACCCUCUGUUUCUACAGCGGCCUAUGGACUACGCGAUGGGGUCGCUCUUAGGGCAGCACCCCUACCUUCCUGGGGUCGCCUUCCACCCUACGGGUCUGACGGCGCCCAUGUUGCCCAAGUUCCAACAGGCGAUGGCUAGGUCGCCACUCAUGCCCGGGGACUUCCUGCCCCACCCCCAGCCGUACAGGCCGUUCCGGGGACUGGAACCCACGGACCAGGAUAUCCAGGAUGACCCCAAGGUGGAACUGGACAGCAGAGACUUGUGGGAGAGUUUUCACCGCCACGGAACCGAGAUGGUCAUAACGAAAUCUGGGAGACGAAUAUUUCCUCCAUACAAGGUCAAAGUGUCGGGUUUGGACAAGAAGGCGAAGUACAUUCUGUUAAUGGACGUCGUAUCGGUUGACGAUUGUCGUUACAAGUUUCACAACGGGAAGUGGAUGGUUGCCGGCAAGGCGGACCCAGAGAUGCCCAAGAGGAUGUACAUCCACCCUGACUCCCCCAGCACGGGAGAACAGUGGAUGCAGAAACUCGUGUCCUUCCACAAGCUGAAGCUGUCUAAUAAUAUAUCUGACAAGCACGGAUUUACAAUACUCAAUUCGAUGCACAAGUACCAGCCACGAUUUCACCUCGUACGGACAGACGACAUUCUAAAACUUCCGUACAGUGCUUUCCGGUCGUACGUGUUUAAAGAGACAGAGUUCAUUGCCGUGACGGCCUACCAGAAUGAGAAGAUUACACAGCUCAAAAUUGAUCACAACCCAUUUGCCAAAGGAUUCCGAGACACAGGUGGAGGCAAAAGAGAAAAGAAGAGAAUGUCGUCAGUGACGGCGAGUUCAUCGUGCACAACACAACGCACCCCGGACAGUACGAGCAUCCACCUGGACGGGAACCAGUCGACCCGGAGAGAGAAACCCGCAGACACGGACAUCAGUUUGAUGGAAGAAGACAACGAGGACUCCGUGCAAGAUAUAUCUGUCGACGACGAUGACGACGACGAUUGUGACGAACAUUACAACGUCGUGGCAUCUACAGAUUGUCAACCCAGUUCACAGACACAAGAACGUGUUAGUAUCUCAGAUGGUAAAGAUUCAAGAGACAAAACAGACAUCCAUUUUGUUAAAACAGAAAAUUCAUAUGCAGAAGAAACAAAACUCGACGGAGAACAGUUAACGUCACGCGACACACCUUGUUCCUCACGCGAUUCGCCACCUUGUUACUCACGUGAUUCACCCUCAGACAUGUCACGUGGCACGUUGCGCGAUUCGUCAUGUAAAAGUCCGCCACUGUCAUCAAAACACUUACCAUCAAGUUCGGAUUCAAACGCUGAAUCAGAACACAAAAGAAAAUCAUCUUCACACGGGGCAGAAUCGAACACAAGAACCAGCAGAACAACAGACUCUCGUAAACCUCGCAAGAGCGUUUCCCCGGACUCCCCCGAAAGCGUGAGAACAAAGUGCGACUUUCAGGAGACAGCGCCCAAUCUGUCCUUCCCCGUGAGCGCCAUGCUGCCGAACCCAUGCUCCUCCUCAGCAAGCCAAAACCCGAUGUUGCCCUUGCAGUACUUCUCGGCCGGCGGUCACUUGGACAUGAGCCAGAUGGCGAACGCUCACCUCCUGCACUCCUUCAACCCCGCCAACUCCCUGCUGAACGCUCAGCUAUCUCUACUCGCUCCACACAUUCUUCAACAGAGCUACAGCAACGCUUUAGGGUUGUCGCGAGAGUGCAUGUCGACCUCCCUUCCGGGAUGUCCGCCCCACUACGGACCCUUGUUCUUCUCUCGUACCGCCGCCGCCGGGCAGAGAUUUAACCCUUACAUCAUCCCACCGUCGUCGAGAGGAUCAACGGCUAGGCACACCGCCUCUUCUCCUAAUGUGUCCAACAACUUUUCACACAGGCACCAGAGAUCACUGUGCGACCAGGCCAGCGUUUGUGCGCGUGACUUGAACGAGAGGAGGCUAAGACUUCCGGUUCCGGCGGACAGUCCGGGUCACGUGUCGCCGGAACAAACCGGACACGGGCAUGAGUUGAAAAACAUGGAGCGGAUGCUCACUGGUUUACAGAAGGGACAUCCAAGGAGAUCGUCAUUUGAGAGCAAUAGUUUAAACUGAGAUUAAGAGACGUGUAUUUAUUAACAUUCCAUGUGGAUUCUGUAUUUCGCACGUGCAGUGGUAGUACGUAUAAUUGGAGUAAUAUCUGUAGAAAAAUAUGCCGAGAUUUUUUUCACUGGUACGAAAGAGAAUUGUUAUUGAUAUUACUUAAUGCAGUGGUGCAUUAAUGAUCCUUUUUUCCGCGAAAAACAGUUUAUAGUAAUUAUAUUGAAACUCCAAGUGUCUUGCUUGGAAUAUGAAUAUUUGUAAGUCUGAUGCGUUCUUGGUUGUCUUAUUAUUUAUAGAACUCAAGAAAGUAUUAGCAUGCGUUACCAUUUGCCAAAACGUAGAUAAUGCUCUUUUUUUUUAAUUUUAAAAGUACUUUAUGAUAAAUACAUGCUAUGGAUUCGUCAGGAAUAUCGAGCCAAGCAGAACUCAUCUACAUAUGGGGUGUGCCAGAGGAAUUUGUGGGAGAAAUUAAUAUUUCAAAACAUUUGCGAAAUUUUAUUUUAAAACACCAACAUUACAAUGUUCUCAGAGUAACAAGCACACGACCAUUAACUUUGGUCGCGAGUUGCAUUGGUAAGUGUAGAUAUGGUCAAGUCACAUCUAGAAUCUCAUGGACUCUGUCUUGAACAGAAUUUUGACUUAGGAAGAUGCUAUGAUAUUGUUGUUUGAUUUGAGAUAGCUGUUUGAAUGAAUGCUAAAUAACAGACGGGUUUUUUAACAGUACUUAUAUUAUUUGAUACUAAUUAUCACACCAACAUCUCUAUAUUUUAAUGUCUAAACUCAACAAUAUGUUUUAAAAAACAACACAAUAUGUGCAAUAUACGCAAAAUAAACUUACUGCAGUUCAUAAUGUUUUUAUAUUUUUGCCACAUUAAAGGGACAUUCCUGAGUUCCAUUGUAAGAUGUUUCCGACUAAUAAAAUAUUUCUACGAUUAAACUUACAUAUUAAAUAUAGUUUCUUGUUUAGAA